Molecule: messenger RNA, 7985 nt
Organism: Marmota monax (woodchuck)
Lineage: Eukaryota; Metazoa; Chordata; Mammalia; Rodentia; Sciuridae
Gene: Dcun1d1
Product: defective in cullin neddylation 1 domain containing 1
Exons: 8
Coding region: 4570-5304 (244 amino acids)
Biological process (GO): protein neddylation; positive regulation of ubiquitin-protein transferase activity
Cellular component (GO): ubiquitin ligase complex
Molecular function (GO): cullin family protein binding; ubiquitin conjugating enzyme binding; ubiquitin-like protein binding
Source: RefSeq, a predicted model, not a curated record
UGCCCGGCCCCCUCGCCGGCUCCAUUGUGUCUGGCUGGGGACUGGGGUCCCGGGUCCCGGUGAGGAGCCUCCCUCCCGCCCCGGAGCCGGGGCUUCCCUCUCUGCCCGGCCCGGGAGAAGGCAAGACUUUGGCGGCGCCUCUUUCCCUCCUCCACUCCGGGCUCUGGCACCCCUCAAGUCUCCCAGGCAGUUUUGCUUGGGGCGGGGUAUCAGACCUUUUCCCCUCUCCAUCAUUUCCCUAUGCGUCCCAUGCUUUGGGGAAAGAAGAGUUUAACUGGCCAGUUGGUGGAGGUUAUAUUUACCUCUCUACUGAAAACAAGGGAGACUACUGAACUUGGGGGAGGGGGGUACGGAAGUGCAACCUGUUCUCAUUUCAUAGAAUUAGGGAAAACAGACUUGCUGCCUUUGGAGUACCUAUUUUAUUUGCUUGGGGUGGGAGGAGUAAUGGCUUUAUUAUAGCAGUUAAGGACCAUUUGUGAUUUUUAAAAAACAGUUUAUCAAGUUACUCCCCUUUUUCGUUUGGGGGGUAAAAGUCUUCCAAGCUUAAAGACCCUUAUAAUCACAUUGUUUACUUUGGUAAUUACGUAUCUGACUCUGUUGCACACUCUUUGUUUUUCAGAAGCGAUGUUUGGCAUUUUACAGUCUGAGCUUGAGUGGAAUUCCUUGCAGGUUACUGUAUGAAUAGUAAAAAUGAUAUUGUCCUUUUGCUUAUGGGGAACAUAAAGGCCUCUUUGAGGAGUGUGUAUAUGCGCUCCGGUGUUAAAGGAAUGCCUCAGUGUCUUUGGUUUUAGUGCGUUAUUUUCGCUGACCGACUAAUAUCUAGCCCUAACAUCCCAACUUGUCAGUAUUUUGGUGUCCUGUAUGGAUAAGUGGUCUAGUUUGCCACAUAUUCAGGGUUCUGUUCUUUGAUAAGUUUCAUAAAACUUUACGAUUUGUAAGAAAACUUUCCUAUGAAGUACAGGUUAAUGUUUGGAUGGAUAGUACGAUGUAAGUUCAGAGUUCCACCAGGAAUUUCAAUAAAUAAAACUCCAAGAGCUUCCAAACUCUUCGCAUUCAGUUGCGUAUAAAAAGCUUGAAAUAAUGAAAUGCAAUUCUCUGGUAAAUACUAAGAGCAUUGAAUUGUUCAGUAGUAUAGUUUAGUAUAGUCUCCAGAUCAUCCAUGUUGAUGUUCAUCACUUGUUCAGGUUUUCAGGAUUAAUGCGAUUCAGAUAAAGAGUUCAGCUUGGGUUGGAGCUUCGUGUAAGCUUUUGUCUUUUUGGUUAAUUUUCAAUUAGGUGGUUUUGGAACUUAUCCAUAAGUCAUGUAAUUAUACUGGUGGUGACAAGGUACCAUUAAUUUAGAACACUGUGGCAGAACUCCCUUCAUAUCACUAGGAUUGUCUUGGUAUGCCAUUGUUAAUUUAGAAACUCAACAUGGGUCCAUAAAAAUUUAUUUUAUUAUAAACUUAUAACUGUCUAGAUAGUUUUUGGGCCAAUCUUAAAUUUUUGAUGUGAGUAGUGCAGCCUAUUUCUACAGUACAUAUUAGUGUCAAUUCUAGAAUAAACUUAAAUGAUGGGACAUCUGAAAUAUGUUCUAUAAGAAAAAAAAUUAGUCAGCUUACUCAUCCUAUCACAUGUGUCAAAAAUAACCCCCAAACAAGACCAUAUGAUAUUAUUUUUAAAAGAUUUUUUUUUUUUUGGUAGAUGGGACAGAAUACUUUUAUUUAUUUUAGAGUGGUGCUGCUGAGUAUUGAACCCAGUGCCUCACACAUGGUAGGCAGAGUGAGCUACAACCCCAGCCCCUUGAUAUUAUAAUCUUCUAAAAAGUGUUCAAAACUUCUCGAUUGCUUUUUUUACUCAUUUGUAAUAGGGCAGGGUCAGAUUUGAUGAUUUCUAAAGUUCUACCCAGUUUACAAUUUUAUGAUUGUAAUAAUUUUUAUUAAAUGUGUGUGUAGGUUGUGUAAGCUGUUAGGUUUUUAUACACCCAGCAUCAGAAUUUCAAGACCUGAAGUGGCCUCAAAAAUCAUUUCAUUUGCUCCUCCCUACUUUUAUAGAAGAAGAAAUUCAGGCUGAAGGAGGUUUUUAGGUUCAAAUUUGUAAGAUUGUUACAGAACUGAAAACUAUUUUCUCUUGGCCUCCAUUUCCCCCAUUUGUGGUACAUCUAAAUAAAUCUUUUAAAUUACAUGAAAUCUAGCAAUAUGGCUGAAAAUUGCGUUUGAAAUAACAUCAAACAGAGGAAAACCUUAGUAUUAUAGUGAAUGUGUUAAGUAACAAAAUUCAAAUUAACAGGUGGUUAAUGUUAUUAAUUACUGUAUUUUUAAUGGCUUCUUAUAAAUGUGUGAACUUUGAAAUUUAAGUUUAUAUUUUCUACAGAAAUCAGAACUUAUAAAUCCAAAUGUGUAAGUCUGUUCCAGGUUCUCUUUUCAGAACUUGCUUUACUUUUCUUUGCACAUCCACAAGUAAAGGAGGGCCUUGAUUGAUUUCAUUGGUUGUUUAUUAAAUGUUCAUUAUGUGCUAGACAUUCUUCAAGGCACUUAAGAGAUUGUGUGUGUUAAACACACACAGACACACACACACACACACACACGCACAUACGCACAUAUGCACAUACACAUAUCACUGAACAGUAAUCCCUGCUCUGGUGAGGGUUACAUUUUUAAUAGGAAAAGACAAUAACAAAGUAUAUAAUCUUUUUUAAUGUGUUUAGAAGGUAUUAGGUUCUAUGUGAAAACAAAGUGUUUAGGAAAAGGUUUGGGAAUGCUGGUGUGUGGUGGAAGUGGUGUUGCAAAAUCGUGUAACACUGGAGAUGUGAAUUUUGAGCAUACUAAGGAGAUGAGGGGACUAAACUAUGUAAAAAUAUGAUGGAGAGAAUUUGAGGAAUAGUGAGAUCUGUGACUGUAGCUCAGUGUGUAAAUUGUAAUAUAGGGUUAUGGAGCAAAUGAGCUAUGAGUGCUAGGGAGUGGGUACAAGGUGAGCAUUGAGAAGAUACUGGCUUUUUCCAAUAGAGAUGGGAAUUCACUGAGGGAUUCUGGGUCUUUGUUUCUACCGACACUUAGUGAACUAUUACAAUAUCAUAAUUAUUUUUAAAACAGCUUUUAAAAGACAAGACCCUUAAAGUUUUAUUUGCCAUUUAGCUUAUGUGUACUGUUCUGAAUUCUGUUUGUGAUGACUAUGUUCAAUAAAAACUAGUUUACCUUCCUACACUAUGGUUAAUAAAAACAACACACCAAAACCUCUUUCAUAGAUUUGUUGAAUAUGUUCUAGUGGUUGUUCUGAGUUUAAUGUCUGUAUGCAGAAAACUGGGCCUGUAGGGGGGGGGGAAUUGACAUUUGAGAAGAUACUGUGUGCUUCUUAGGUUAAAAUUAUUCUCUACUCCCACUUAUGAAAUAGUUAUUACUACCAUUAUUUUGAUAUCUGGAGAUGUAAAUGUAGUGGUUCUAGAUAAUUUGACCAAGGUAGGUUAAGAGCUAGUAUGUGGCAGAGCAAGGGUUAGAAGCAUGGUCUCUGGUUCCACAUUUAUAUCUCCCCACCAACCCCCAUCCCUCCCUCUCUCCUAAACUCAGCAAGCACAAGUACAGGUGUGGAGUCUGAUUUCUCUCUUAUAUUGAAAAGCAGCAGUUGUUUCAUAUAAAAUGAUCUGAAAUAAGCAUUUAGUGUAUGGUUGAAAAUUACAACACUUUUGUGCAUUUGGUAAAAAAGUUGGAAAGUAAAAUUAACACUGUGAAUUUUGUUUUUUUAAGUUUUAAAUUUAAAAAUUCAUUUGAGUCAAAUGGCUGUUUUGAUUAUGGCCUCAUAUUAAGCAUAAGGAAAAUCUGGGGGAAAGCCCCCUUUUAAAUUUCAGUAUGUGUGGUUUUUAAAGUUGCAAUAGUAUUAGCCUUGACAUUUGAUGAAGAGAAAUAGUUCCAAAUAUGAUUCAGUUGCUUUGUGGACAGAAACAGGCUGACUAUCUGGUUUACCUAGCCACUUUAGGUGUAUAUCAUAGAAGCAAAAAUGCAAGGGGAAAAAUGCCUCUAAAAUAAUCUUUCAUGACUUUUUUGAAUUGGUUUUAUAUAAUUAGUAUCUAGUCACUGAGAAUUAUUAGACCAUUUUUAUGUAUUGUAAAAAAAAUUUAAAAGACCUUACUUUUAAAUGGUUCUUUUCUAACUGAGCACAGAGAUAGGUUGCUAAAGUACACAGCCCAUUUUCUUGUUAUAUUUUAAUAAAUAUUUAGAGUGCUUAUUAUUAAUAGGAUCUUAAUAUUUCUAUUUAAGAUUUGGGUAUUCUUAUUCUUAGAAUUGGAUUUUAUUUUUCAGGGAUCAUUUAUUAUCUUUAUGAAAAAAUAUUGUAUAAUUGUUGAAUGCUAGCCAUUAUAAAUGAGGUACCUAUGGACCUUUAAAAAUCACAUUUAACUGAGUUUUUUUUUGUUGUUGUUGUUUGUUUCUCAAUAGUGUUAAUUGGAAAUUUCUUUAGAAAAAUGAAAGGAAAGCCAAUUUAUUUUUUUGAGAGGAAGAAAUUGAGGCACAGAGAUUAAGUGAUUUUCCCCAAAUCACACAGCAAUUAAGAGGCACAGAACAAGUUGAAAUCAUCGCAGAAGGAUAAAGUUCGUCAGUUUAUGAUCUUCACACAAUCUAGUGAAAAAACAGCAGUAAGUUGUCUUUCUCAAAAUGACUGGAAGUUAGAUGUUGCAACAGAUAAUUUUUUCCAAAAUCCUGAACUUUAUAUACGAGAGAGUGUAAAAGGAUCAUUGGACAGGAAGAAGUUAGAACAACUAUACAAUAGAUAUAAAGAUCCUCAAGAUGAAAAUAAAAUUGGAAUAGAUGGUAUACAGCAGUUCUGUGAUGACCUCGCACUUGAUCCAGCCAGCAUUAGUGUGUUGAUCAUUGCAUGGAAGUUCAGAGCAGCAACACAGUGCGAGUUCUCCAAACAGGAGUUCAUGGAUGGCAUGACAGAAUUAGGAUGUGACAGCAUAGAAAAACUAAAGGCCCAAAUACCCAAGAUGGAACAAGAAUUGAAAGAACCAGGACGAUUUAAGGAUUUUUACCAGUUUACUUUUAAUUUUGCAAAGAAUCCAGGACAAAAAGGAUUAGAUCUAGAAAUGGCCAUUGCCUACUGGAACUUAGUGCUUAAUGGAAGAUUUAAAUUCUUAGACUUAUGGAAUAAAUUUUUGUUGGAACAUCAUAAACGAUCAAUACCAAAAGAUACUUGGAAUCUUCUUUUAGACUUCAGUACAAUGAUUGCAGAUGACAUGUCUAAUUACGAUGAAGAAGGAGCAUGGCCUGUUCUCAUUGAUGACUUUGUGGAAUUUGCACGCCCUCAAAUUGCUGGGACAAAAAGUACAACAGUGUAGCACUAAAGGAACCUUCUAGAAUGUACAUAGUCUGUACAAUAAAUACAACGGAAAAUUGCACAGUCAAUUUCUGCUGGCUGGACUGAACUGAAGAUCAAUCCUCACAAUUCAAACUGAGGGUUGAGACAAAACUUUAAGGAUACAUCUUGGACCAUAUCGUAUUUCAUUCUUCUAAUGGUGGUUUGGGCUUGUCUUCUAGUCUGGGCCGCUCUAAACAUUUAUAAUUCCAACGUUGUGGAUUUCAUCUUAUAUCUGUGGACCAUCCUAGUUUAUUCUCCCAUAAGUCUUAGAAGCUUUAUGGUGAUUAUUUUGAGGUUUCCAUUCUCGCAUAAAGCACAAUGCUGUCUUCAUCAGAAAACAGUUUGGCAUAAGAAUUAAACAUAAUGAACAUCACAAACAAUUUAUAAGAACUUCUUAAAUAUAUGCUUUGGGCUAGUUGCAAAGACUAUGCUGAUAGCACUUCCAAUGAGAGUGAUAUAUUUAAGUGUACUGGAUCUGAAAUGGUGUUUUGGUUUGGGGGGAUAUUUCUUUUUCCUGACAAAUCAUAUGUGUUGUUGAUGUGCGUAGAGAAUCUGAUGAAAGAAACGUCAAAAUAACCAACGUGAAAAAUUUUUAGGAUAACUUGGUGCCUACCUGAAAAAUGUGUUUCAGACUCAUAAUUUCAAAAAGGUUUCACAGAACUAGUCUGCAUUUAACUUUACCCAUGUUUAUAUAUAAUGGUCCUACAGGGAGCUUUUAUUUAGAAAAUGUCUGCAUAAUGUUAGAUUCCACUCUUAUCUACAUUAUGCGAUACAUAAUUAGAUUUCAUUAUGCUUUUGAAAUGCUUAUAUGCCUAUCAAUAAGUUAAACUAUUUAAUUUGUUUUGAAUGUUUUGGGUUGCCACACAAUACAAUAUUCUAAAUUUAGGCAUGAGGGUUUUUGUUUUUGUUUUUUUCUUUCUGGUCAUCGCACUAUGGAACACAAAUGAAAUUCUUUUAAUUUAUAAAAAGAUAGUAGGAAUUAAAUUUUGGAAAUGGUUGUGAUGAGCCAUGAAGUUCAAUCUAUAUAAUAUAGGUACUGCUCUUUCAGAAAAGUAGUCCAUUUUUGAUGACUUCUUAUUUUGUUGAAAUUGCUUUAACUGCUAAUCACUGUGGUUGCCAAAUAUUUACUUCAGGAGCAAAGAUUUUCAAACAAGCAUGUACUUGAUGCAAAAUACCAAUCUGGCUUCUAUUUUUGUAAACUUAGUCUUUUUACUGUUUUUCUUUCACUCAAAUUAGUUCAGUUUUCACAUCAAAGCAGAAUACUCUCUUGUAUGCAUUUUUUUUAUUACAAGACCCAUGAACUGCUUUCCUGCUGAAAGUGCUCAUUUCUCUGCUUAUUUACUGACAUGUGAAGAAGGGUUUAUUGGUUUCUUAAACAUUUCCGUAAGGCAUGUUAAAAAUGCUGAACUUCAAACGUUAGAUGACUGUGGUCUCUUAAUAGGAACAGAUAUUGCUUGGUAUUUCCAGGUACUCUCUAAGGUCUAGUAUUAAAAAAGGAAUGUAUGUAUGUACUUCAGAAUAGCAGUACGUUUUAUGCAGAUGUGGAAAUGAUUUUAAGAAACAAUGACAUUAAAACUGCUUUUUAUUUACAUGAUUUGGAAAUUGACUAAAAGCUUAUCCCAUAGAUAUUAUAUUAAUAUUCCAAUCAUAACUUUAAUUGAAGAAUGUAAGUCUGCAGAAAGAAAAAUUAUAAAAUUUCUGUUCAGGUUACAGGAAUUGGUUAUUAUAAAAGAAAAACAAAAGAAGGAAAAGAAUCCUGCUGUUUUCAGUAUUUCCUGAUUUAAUUUUUGUAAAUAUGAAGAGGAACUUCAAUUAUGAAAAAAUUUUAAAUGAUACAUAUAUGUGUUUUCUGUCUUAAAGAUUCAAGUUUUAUUUUCUGUCUUAAAGAUUUCAAGUUAUGUUAUUGUUUUCAGAUUGACUAAUUCAAGUAUGCUGUGUUUUGAAAUGAGAUCACAUUAGCCUUUUUUUCCCCAAUAUAAAUUGUUUUUCAUAAAAAUCUGAUAUUGGUUGUGGCCUAGUGCCUUGGAUUUUACAGAAUUUUCCUUUUAAAUGCAAGCCCUCUUCAACAAAAUAGUGUUUGUCAUCAGUUUGGUACUAAACAUUUAUAAUUACUGUGUAAUUAUAAACGAAAAUACAUAAAACUUUGAAUAUAAUUAUGUAGCAUUAAAGUUAAGGUUGUUCACUAUGAUGGCAUCUUAGAAUUAAACAAAACUAUUACUAGGGCUGAAAAGAGAAAAUUGAUUUAAUGUGGUGUGAUUAUUCUGAGGAUAAAUGGUUACAGGGAUAUUUUGUACUAAAUAAUGCUUACACGUAUGGUUGUAUGCAUGUGUGAGUGUGUGCGAGUUUGUGAGAGAGGAAGACACAUACACACACAACUUGAAUUGCUUUAAUUCAUAAGUGUUUCAGUCUUCAUUCUGGUCACCUCCCCAUGCUGAUUCUUUGUUUCAAACUGACCCACAGGUACAGUUUCGUUUUUGCCAAAUGUCAGAACAGGUACACAUUUUAAAAUGUAUAAAAUUAGAAGUACCCACAUAUAAAAAUACUUGAGAAUCAAGGUUAUCUUUAGUAAAUAUCAUCUGCAUAUCUCUGUAAGUUCAAUUGUGUUUCUUAUAAUCCCUGUCAUAUUACCAACAGAGGCAAUAAAAGCUUCAGUGAAAUUGC